GAUGAGCUGUGAUUCGACUUCACUUCAUCUCAGUACACCGGGUAAUGGAGUAUCAGAGGAUGACUUGUCUAAUGAAAUAGUUUCUGACUAUAAAGAAGAUGAUGACUCAUCUUAUGAUUCUUACAGCGAAUCUCCACCGAAAAAGAGAAGGAAGAAAAUGAGAAAAUAUAAAACCAAUUUAAAAUGUCUAAUAUGUGAAGCUCCAGCUACCGGACUUCAUUAUGGGGUUACUACGUGCGAAGCCUGCAAAGUAUUCUACCGUAGAGGUAUUAACAAAUACCAAAACUUCAAAUGUCAAAAUGGAAGAAAUAUGUGUAACCCCUGCAGUAAUUUCUCAUUUGCUUGUAAACUGUGUAGAUAUCAGAAGUGUAUUAAUGUCGGAAUGUCCAGAACAAGGAUAAAAACAGGAAGAUAUUCCAGAGAAAAGCAUACCCAAUUAAAAGAAUUAUCGAAAAAUUCUCAAAAUCUCUCUGUAAAUAUCCCAGUUCUCUUGAACUUCUCUGAUGCAGACGAUAUAAUCGUGAAAUGUUCAAAUUUGUUAGUUUGUAUGAAAGAUUUUAAUUGGUCAGAAAAAGUCGAAAAUUUUAAUCAAAUUGUUUGUGAUAUGAAUAAAAUAUUAGAUGAAGGUUUCUUCCCGAAAGAUGACUUUGAAGAUAUCCGACAAGUUACAGGUGUUGAAAUGGACGACAGAAGGAAAUUUUCAGAUUAUAAUGGAUUACUUAAAGAAGCUAACUUACGUCAUUGGUUACCAUUUGUAAAGUCCUUGCCUGGAAUGUUUGAAUUAGAUGAUUUAACGUUUUUCAAGCAUAUAUCUGAUCAUAUUUACGAUAUGUAUCUUAUUUUGUACACAUCAGAAGUUUAUAAUUGGGGUUCUGGCGGGUUAGGUAUCAAGUUGGACAAGCAGAAAGUGUUGAUAAAGAACGAGAGCUUUAAAAGUCUGAAUGGGUCAGAAAUUAUGAAUAUACAAGAUAAGUUCGGUAGACGAUGGCAAGAGGUUAAUUUAACGCAUGAAGAAGCAAUUUUAGUAUUUACUCUAAAUCUCGUUAGCCCUGGGAUCAUAGGGGAAAAUUUUCCAUCAGUAUUUAACAGAAUACUUCUAGCUUUUACAAGAUACCUACAAAGCAAAUACGGAGACGAUUAUCACAUAAGAAUGGGAGAAGUAGUCAAUUUUUUGGCUUUUUCAAACGAACUAAAACAUUCAUGUUACCAGUGGAGAAAACAAAAUCAGCGUUACUUGAAUUAUAUAUUUGAUACACCAUGUCUAAGAAUUCUUUGGGGUGGAUGCACAUCAGAUAUAGAAAAACAUAUAAACCUUCUAUCACCUCUCUUGCGUAUUUCUACUUAA
This is a messenger RNA of Dimorphilus gyrociliatus, 1345 nucleotides long. The record is from the annotation of a GenBank genome assembly. Lineage: Eukaryota; Metazoa; Annelida; Polychaeta; Dinophilidae.